Molecule: messenger RNA, 1800 nt
Organism: Pseudozyma flocculosa PF-1
Lineage: Eukaryota; Fungi; Basidiomycota; Ustilaginomycetes; Ustilaginales; Ustilaginaceae
Exons: 6
Coding region: 1-1800 (599 amino acids)
Biological process (GO): lipid metabolic process
Source: RefSeq, a predicted model, not a curated record
AUGGCCUCGCCCCCUUCGCCCGCCGAGACCGCUCCCACCCCGUCGACGACCAAGAUGGCCGGCCUCGACGCGGACGACGACGACAACAAGGCGCUCAUGCGCCGCGUCGACCUCAUGCACCUCGACGACAUGCCCUCGGUCGCCCGCCAGGGCACGGGCAUCCAGGGCUGGCUGCAGCGUCUGUUCAGCGACCUCGCCUACUUUGUCACCUGGCUCCGCAUCACCUGGUUCGGCGUCGCCACCAGCCUGCCCAACUACAUCCUCGACCCCUUGGGGGCCGCCAGCGUGCUCCUCUUUGCCGGCGGCUCCACCGUCAUCCUGAGCGCGAUGCUCGUCAUCAGCGCCGUGUGGCGCCUCGGCGCCGUCCAGGCCGUCUUCCGACGCGUCAGCGAGCGCAACGGCGGCGUCGGGCUGGGCAACCUGGCCUACCCGCAGAUCUUUGACAGCCUCGACCGCCGCACGCGCGACGCCGCCUUCCAGGUCAUGAACCGGCCCCUCGAGGAGUUUUCGCAGCCCUCGACCAGCAGCGCGCGCACCUUUGACCUCGAGCUGGCCAAGAUGCUCUUCUGCUGCGCCUCGCUCGUCUACGAGCGCGACGGCUCCGCGAUGGAGGACGCCUGCAAGAUCGCCUGCCGCGCCGCGCCCGUCCGCCCGCGGGCAGGCCAUGCGCACGCUCCCGCGCCCGGCGAGAGCCUCAAGGCGUCGAGCGGCCUGCCCAACGCCGCCGGACAGGCGGUCCUCGACAAGCUGACCGCCCGCUCCAAGUGGGGCCUCCACUACCGCUCCAUCUCGGAGCUCGGCACCAACACGUCGCCCGUCUGCGGCGCCUUUUGGGACCCCAACAGCAACUUUAUCAUCCUCUCUUUCAAGGGAACCAACCCGGUCGAGUUCAAGGAGUGGGCGCUCGACUUCACCAUCCGAUACACCGAGGGCGGCGCGUGGCUGCCCGGCUUUGGCAAGGUCCAUUCGGGCUUCUACGAGAGCCUCUUCCCGAGCGACAUCCGGCAGGGCGCCACCACGGGCUACGUCGGCCAGCUGCUCCACGACGCCUACCUGACCGUGUUCGGGCCCGACGCGCUCGACGAGGAGCGCAAGCCGCCGCGCGAGUUCCCUUACGAGCAGAUCCGCCACCGAAUCGAGGAGAUCGCAAAGCUCCUGGUCAAGAAUAGCGCCGACGAUCACGUCAACCUCUUCGUCACCGGACACAGCCUGGGUGCGGCCCUGGCCUCAUUCUUCUUUGCCCGCGCCGUGGCCUCGCCCAAGGACUUUGGCAGCAACAGCGAGGGCGACGACCUGGUCCGCGUCCGCGACGCCUACACGUUUGGCUGUCCCAUCUUUGGCGACCCGGAGUGCAUCGAGGGCUUCGGCCGCGCCAUCCACGACAACCUCGACCGCCCGCAGACGCUGUGGAGGGUGACGAACCGCCACGAUCCGGUGGCCACGAUGCUGCCCGAGGGCGGCGACUACGAGAUGCUGUCGCACAUUUCGCCGACGAGCCAGUUCCACUACGCUCACAUUGGCGCCGAGAUCCAGAUGCGCCACCGCAACAACCUCGUGGGCGCCGGACCGGGCACGCUGCUGCCCAAGGGAGCCCGUGUCAAGGUCAUCACCCAUCUCGGCGGCUCUGGCUCUGGUCCCGACGUCCGUCUGCCGCUGUGGUGCCGCAUCCUGGAGCAGACGCCGGUCGUUUCUCGCCUGGUGUCGCACAUUCCUUCGUGCUACUGGGCGCGGCUGAGCACGGUCGAGGCGGUCGAGAGCCUGCCCUGGUUGGGCCGUGAGCCGGCGCUGGUGUCGCUGUGA